UACUAAUUUAGCCCAUACAGCAGACGACCUCUCCUCGUUGUCCUCCUCCUCCUCCUCCUCCCAGAAAAUCCCCAAUCCCUCCUUCUCCUCAUCCCUCUCGCCGGAAACGCCCUCGAGAUGUACCACCCCACGAGAGGCGGCGUCCGCGGCGGCCGAGACCAAUUCAAAUGGGACGAUGUUAAGGUUGACAAGCAUCGGGAGAAUUACCUUGGUCACAGUGUUAAGGCUCCUGUUGGUAGAUGGCAGAAAGGGAAGGACCUAUUAUGGUAUACAAGAGACAAGAAAUCUGACUCGGAAGAUGCCAUGAAGGAAGAAAUCAGGAGAGUGAAGGAAGAGGAGGAACAGGCCAUGCGUGAGGCACUUGGCUUAGCUCCCAAGCGUAGCAGUCAACCUAAAGGCAAUCGUUUAGAUAAGCAUGAGUAUGCGGAGCUAAUAAAGAGAGGGUCAACUGCAGAGGAUAUGGGAGCAGGGCAUGCUGAAGCAGCACAAGUGCAAGGAUUAGGCUUAUACAAGGGUCCUCAGAAUGAGGAAGAACCGAGCUCUCCUAAUCUCGACGCCUCUGAAAUGAAGCCUGACCAGAUUGAAUUUUCCCCUCCACGGGCGACGAAGCAUGAAGAUUCCGAGGAUGAUGACAGGAAGGGGAAAAGGCGGCGCGGCGAGGAGAGGAGAGAGGAGAAAGGCAAGGAGCGGAGGCGGGGAGAGCACUCAGGAGGCAAGGAGAGGAGGCGAGAAAGGCACGAGAGUAACCGCGGUAGCUGGCAUGACCCGGAGGACAGGGAGAAGCGCCGCGGCAAGGACAAGCAGAAGAAGAGGAGGCAUGAUUCAGACUAAUAACAACAUUAGCAGCCUUGGGAAGCCAUCUGUAACGGUAUUAUAUCACCAAAAUGUGUACCUUUUCUUGUGAGUUUCAUGAUGGUGAUGCUACCUGUGCUGGAUGAUGUGAUGUUAAAAUGGGCCUGUGUUGUCCUACACUUUGCCCUUAUUUGAAUGGAAUCAUACAUGUGGCUUGUUUGCCUAAUUAUUGCCUGGCUUU
Molecule: messenger RNA, 1033 nt
Organism: Brachypodium distachyon (stiff brome)
Lineage: Eukaryota; Viridiplantae; Streptophyta; Magnoliopsida; Poales; Poaceae
Product: multiple myeloma tumor-associated protein 2 homolog
Exons: 4
Coding region: 118-831 (237 amino acids)
Source: RefSeq, a predicted model, not a curated record